This is a messenger RNA of Tinamus guttatus (white-throated tinamou), 1519 nucleotides long. NCBI's taxonomy places the organism in Eukaryota, Metazoa, Chordata, Aves, Tinamiformes, Tinamidae. The record is from RefSeq and is a predicted model, not a curated record.
AUGCUUGGGGGUCUAGCAGGAGCUCCUCCUGACCGCAGCCCUUGGAGCACGUGGCUGUCCCCCAAGCCGGCCUGUAGCUGCAUGUUGCGGGAUGCCUCUCGAGCAUGGAUAAUGGAUAAUGUCCCCCCACCACCCCCCAGUCCCCUCCGGGAAGAGGAGCCGCUGCUCGAGGAGCCGUCGCUGGAUUCCCAGCGCCUCCCGAAGCCCGGCGACCACCUCAAUGGGGCCUAUAUCAUCUUCUUCAUCCUGGGCAUCGGUUCCCUGCUCCCCUGGAACUUCUUCAUCACGGCCAAGCAGUACUGGGCAUUCAAGCUGCAGAACUGCUCCGAGCAGCCUGAGCCGGCGGCUCAUGGAGCUGACCUCCGCGACUUCUUUGAGAGUUACAUCUCCAUCGCUUCCACGUUGCCCUCGGUGCUCUGCCUGGUGGGAAACUUCUUGCUUCUCAACAGGGUGCCUGCCAGCGUCCGCAUCCUGUCCUCCCUCUUUGUGAUGCUGGCUGUCUUCCUGGUGAUCACGGUGCUGGUGAAGGUGGACACGUCAGCCUGGACCACGGGCUUCUUCGCCGUCACCAUCGUCUGUGUCGUGGUAGUCAGCGGCGCCUCCACCGUCUUCUCCAGCAGCAUCUUCGGCCUGACGAGCCGCUUCCCCAUGAAGAAUUCCCAGGCCUUGAUCUCUGGCCAGGCCAUGGGCGGCACGCUCAGCGCCGUCGCCUCCGUCAUCGACCUGGCAGCGGCGGCCGACGUCACCGACAGCGCCCUGGCCUACUUCCUCACGGCGGACAUCUUCAUCGUGGUCUGCAUCAUGGUCUACCUGCUGCUUCCCAGGCUGGAGUACUCCAGGUACUACAUGCAAAGGCGCAGGGAGACCCCGUAUCCAGCAGCAGGGCUGCCCAGCAACUCUGUAGGGGAAGGCUCCCAAGGAGCUGUGGGCAACUCGUUUUUAGCCAAAAGGACCGGUGCUCUGGAUAUCCCUCCGCUGCGGCCCAUCCUGAGGAAGACCGCUGUGCUCGGCUUCUGCGUCUUCUACGUCUUCUUCAUCUCCAUCAUCGUUUUCCCUUCACUCUCCUCCAACAUCGAGUCCGUCGACAGGUCCUCGGGCAGCCCGUGGACUGGCAAGUACUUCGUGCCGCUGACGAGCUUCCUGGUGUACAACUUUGCGGACUGGUGCGGGAGGCAGAUCACCGCCUGGAUCCAGGCGCCAGGGCCGAAGAGCCGGCUGCUGCCCGCGCUCGUCCUCCUGAGGACCCUCGCGCUGCCCUUGUUCAUCCUGAGCAACUUCCAGCCGCGGACUCGUCUCCAGACCGUGCUCUUCAACUGGGACGUGUACCCGGUGGCCUUCACGGCGCUGCUGGGGCUCAGCAAUGGCUAUCUGGGCACGCUCGCCAUGGUCUACGGCCCCAAGAUCGUGCCCAAAGAGCUGGCCGAGGCGGCCGGCGUGGUCAUGACCUUCUAUCUCAUGCUGGGGCUGGCGCUGGGCUCCGCCUGCUCCGUCCUCGUUGUCCACCUCAUAUAGCAGGGGC